Anopheles nili is the source of this 2902-nucleotide messenger RNA. It is a transcript of the gene Miro, whose product is annotated as mitochondrial Rho GTPase. Gene Ontology annotation, cellular component: mitochondrial outer membrane. Lineage: Eukaryota; Metazoa; Arthropoda; Insecta; Diptera; Culicidae. The record is from RefSeq and is a predicted model, not a curated record. The coding region runs from base 71 to 2026 and encodes 651 amino acids. Gene Ontology annotation, molecular function: GTP binding; GTPase activity; calcium ion binding. Gene Ontology annotation, biological process: small GTPase-mediated signal transduction; mitochondrion organization. The transcript has 6 exons.
CCGGUUCGACUUCCGGUCAAUGUUGCCAACUCGCGGCGGACGGGUUUAGGCAAUCCAACAGCGGACGACGAUGGUCGCCUGGACGGUGUCCCACAGGCGGCACGUUCGGAUACUGCUGGUAGGAGAUCAGGGUGUCGGCAAGACCUCACUCAUCCUAUCCCUGGUCAGUGAGGAGUUCCCGGAGGAUGUGCCACCGAAGGCGGAAGAAAUCACCAUACCGGCGGACGUGACACCGGAACAGGUUCCUACAAACAUAGUCGACUAUUCGGCGGCUGAACAAACGGAUGAGGCACUUGCGGAAGAAAUUAGAAAGGCACAUGUCGUCUGCAUCGUCUAUUCCGUCGAAUGUGAGGAAACACUGGACGGAAUUACGGAACGAUGGCUCCCGAUGGUGCAGAAAUGCUCGGAAUUAGAGCGGAAGCCGGUCGUGCUCGUGGGAAACAAGAUAGAUCUGGUCGAUUAUUCCACCAUCGAUCAUGUUCUCUCGAUCAUGGAAGACUACCCCGAGGUGGAGAGUUGUGUGGAAUGUUCUGCCAAAACGCUACAUAAUAUUUCGGAAAUGUUUUACUACGCACAGAAAGCAGUCUUACACCCAACUGCACCGCUGUAUAUAAUGGAGGAUCAGGACCUAACGGAGGCGUGCAAAAAGGCGCUUGUUCGCAUCUUCAAAGUGUGCGACAUCGACGGCGAUGGUCUGCUGAAUGACUACGAGCUAAAUCACUUUCAGCGACGCUGUUUUAACGCCCCAUUGCAACCGCAGGUGUUGGAUGAAGUGAAAGCGGUGCUAAUGAAGAACACACCCGACGGUAUCCGAGACGAUUCCGUAACGCUAAGCGGGUUCCUGUUUUUGCAUUGCCUGUUCAUUCAACGCGGCCGGAACGAGACGACCUGGGCCGUGUUGCGGCGAUUCGGGUACAACGAAAACCUCGAGAUGAGCGAUGAGUAUUUGCAUCCGCAAGUAAAGAUCCCGCCCGGCAGCAGCACGGAACUAUCGCACCGUGGCCAACAGUUUCUUGUCUCGUUGUUCGAACGUAGCGACCGUGACGGGGAUGGUGCGCUUUCGCCAACAGAAUUCCAGAAGCUAUUCAGCGCCUGCCCAACGCCGCCAUUCUCGACCGAUAUCAAACGCACCAUACCGACGAACGAGAACGGUUGGCCAACGCUUCAUGGAUGGUUGUGUCGUUGGAGUUUGAUGACGCUGGUUGACGUGAACAAAACGCUCGAAUAUUUGGCGUACCUUGGCUUCAGCGUACAUGAGAACGAAUCGCAGCUGGCCGCAAUUCACAUCACGCGCGAGCGUCGGAUCGAUCUUGCCAAAAAGCAAAACAGCCGCACGGUGUACAUGUGCCACGUGAUCGGUCCGAAGGAAGCCGCCAAAACGACAUUCUGCCGAGCGUUCCUUGCGCAGGACAUGAAGCGGCUAACCGAUCGUGACAUUCGCCACAGUAACCGGUACGCGAUCAACACGGUGCAGGUGUACGGACAGGAGAAGUAUCUGGUGCUGCGGGACGUCGACGCCCGCCUGGUGCUGGAUCCCCUGCAACCGAGCGAGGUCAAUUGCGAUGUAGCCUGUCUCGUGUAUGAUGUCGGUAACCCAAAAUCGUUCGAGUACAUCGCAAGGAUAUACAUCAAGUACUUUGCCGAGAGUAAGAUUCCCGUUUUGAUCGUCGGCACCAAGGCAGAUUUGGAGGAAGUGCGGCAGGACUAUCUGCUGCAACCGCCAGACUUUUGCCACAAGUACAAACUACUGCAGCCGCAGUUCUUCAGCGUGAAGCACAACAAAAAGGACAUCUACACGAAGCUUGCGACGAUGGCGGCUUUUCCUCGAUUUCAAGCAGCGUGGAUUCUGUUUUAUAAGCAUAGAUUGGUACAACUGUGGGAAACAACUCAACUAAAGCAAUUCGGACUCAUGUCAAGUGACCCGCUGCUCUGGUGGAAAGCUGGACUGGGCAUCGCCGCUGCAACCGUUGUAGGUUUCUUCGUAGUCAAAGCGUUCCAUGGUCCCGGCUCGACAGCGGCACGAUGAACAGAAAGCGAGCAUAAAGCAUGGAUUGUAAAUAUACCGGUAAACAUAAAUGUCAUUCGCAACGCAGUAGUACACUAAUUAGCUAUUCAUAAUUACGUAACCGGAACAAAGGAAUCGAUUCGAUCGCCGUGUUACGAUCGAUGGUAAGAGUUUUCCACUCCGAACGUGUUAGCAUGAACUAUGGUUUAAAGAAGUUGAAGUUGAACUAUGGUUUAAUUCACUCGAAACGUCUCCCAUUUGUAGUGGAUACACUUACAGAAAAGGCGCUCUAAAUUUUAGCGUAAAGUUAAACAGUUCGCUAGGUGUAAUUUCUGAGCAAGGUGGAAAAACGCCUACCAUUGGUAUUCGAGCAAUAGUUCCCAUUUCCAACGUUCAAGCUAUGUAUCUUUGUUUUAAUUUAACCAAUCAUUAUUGCAGUCCGUCGGUAACAGUUGCUUUAUCAUGGAGUACGGUUUUACAGCCUUCGGUUUUUGGGUUUGUUUUGAAAAAAAAAGUGUGGCUUUAAUUUCCUUACUAAGCAUAAGUUUACCACCAUCUGUCUGAGACGAUGCGAAGGGUCCAUCAUAUGGGCGUGUGUGGAGAAGCAAAACACAUUAAUUUGAAGCUAGCCUUGCCCUUACGAUCUUUUGCUAGUCUUUUACCAUUGUUCGUUGUUGGGAACACGUUGGAGAAAGCUAAGAAAUUAACGAUAUUAAUUAUAUUCAUCGCCAAAAACCCCGUGCCCUGCACGUAGAAACCUGCCGGUUUUGAAGAGGGCUUUGUAAAGAAAUAAGCAGACUAGAAGUUGGCACCAUCAGCAGUAGGAUUAUUAUUUUAAACCAAUCUACCCUAGUGACUAUGCGAGAAAAAGGCAAAUAUUAACCCAAAAAAGGCAUU